GAGCUCAGCGACGGCGGAGCUGGUGACGCUGAGGCAGGACCCACAGCCACGGGGCCCCGUGGCCGGGGCCGUGUGAUGCUGCCCCCCGAGCACCUGCCGGAAUCAGGGCGGGAGGACCGGGGAGCCCAGAGGCGCGCAGGCUGGUGCCGGGUGCGGGGAUGAGGCCGCUGGGGGCCCCGGCCUCCCCCGCCGUCGGGUGCUAGGAGCCGUGCCCAGGCUGCAGCCGGGAGCCGCCGCCCGGGGGCAUGGCCAAACCCCUCUGCCGCCUGCAGAAGCUUCUCCUCCGAACGCAGUUCCUGCUUUUCUUCCUCACGGCCGCUUACCUGAUGACGGGCAGCCUGCUGCUGCAGCGGGCCCGCGUGGCCCUCCCACCGGGGCCCCGAGCGCCCGGCCCCCUGCAGGCCCUGCCCGUGGCCGCCAUGGCGCUGGGCGUGGGCCUGCUGGACAGUGGGGCGCUGCAGGCCCCCCGCGUCAGCCCGGAGCUGCUGCUCGGCAUGGACGUGCUGCGGAGGCCCCCAGGCCGGCCCCGGCCCGGCCCCCGCGGGCUCCGGAGCCGGAACUCAGAGCUGCCCCCGCUGAGGCGUCGCCGCUGGUUCCACCACCUCGCGGGAGACGCCCGGGGGCCGCCCGCCCCGGGCCCCGAGGCCCCCAGGCCCGUGGCCAGCAGCCGAGGUGCCUACGUCGGCUGCUUCAGCGACAGUGGCCGCGAUAGAACAUUGAGGGGCGCCGUGUUCUUCGACUUGAGAAAGAUGACGGUGUCCCACUGCCGGGACGCGUGUGCCGAGCGGUCCUACGUGUACGCGGGCUUGGAGGCCGGGGCCGAGUGCUACUGCGGAAACCGGCUGCCGGUGAGAAGCGUCCGGCCGGAGGCGUGUAACCACGAGUGCAAAGGGGAGAAGGGCUCCGUGUGCGGGGGCGUCGGCCGGCUGUCCGUCUACCGCGUGGAGGACCUGCAGCUCGGCUCCAGGAAGCGGAGAACCGUCACAUACCGCGGAUGCUUCCGGCUGCCGGAGAACGGCACACACACCUUCCCUGAGUCCCUGACACAGGCCAACGUGACAGUGGACGCCUGCUCGGGAUUUUGUUCCCAGAAGGAGUUCCCACUGGCCAUCCUGCGGGGCUGGGAGUGCUACUGCGCUUACCCCACGCCUCAGUUCAGCCUUCGGGACGCCGUGGACAGCUCGCUGUGUGGCCAGGAGCCUGAGGCACAGAGGCUGGCCCCGUACUGCGAGGUCUACCAGACACCCAUGCAGGACACUCGCUGCACGGACAGGCGGUUCCUGCCCACCAAGUCCAAGGUGUUUGUGGCUCUGUCGAGCUUCCCGGGAGCCGGGAACACGUGGGCGCGGCACCUCAUCGAGCACGCCACCGGCUUCUACACGGGGAGCUACUACUUUGAUGGGACCCUGUACAACAAGGGGUUCAAGGGCGAGAAGGACCACUGGCGCAGCCGGCGCACCAUCUGCGUGAAGACCCAUGAGAGUGGCCGGAGGGAAAUCGAGAUGUUCGACUCGGCCAUCCUGCUGAUCCGGAAUCCGUACAGGUCCCUGGUGGCCGAGUUCAACCGCAAGUGUGCCGGGCACUUGGGCUACGCGGCCGACCGAAACUGGAAGAGCAAAGAGUGGCCGGACUUCGUGCGCAGCUACGCGGCGUGGUGGUCCUCGCACGUGCUGGACUGGCUGCGGUACGGCAAGCGGCUGCUGGUGGUGCAUUACGAGGAGCUGCGGCACAGCCUGCUGCCCACGCUGCGGGAAAUGGUGGCCUUCCUCAACGUGUCCGUGAGCGAGGAGCGGCUGCUGUGCGUGGAGAACAACAAGGAGGGCAGCUUCCGGCGGCGCGGCCGGCGCCCCCAUGACCCCGAGCCCUUCACGCCCGAGAUGAGGGCGCUGAUCGACGGCUACAUCCGGACGGUGGACAAGGCGCUGCGCGACCACGGCGGGGCCGGGCUGCCGGGCGAGUACGUGCCCAGAUGACGGCCCGGACGCUGCCCUGCGGCCUCGCUGG
This is a messenger RNA of Neomonachus schauinslandi (Hawaiian monk seal), 2004 nucleotides long. RefSeq names its product WSC domain containing 1 (gene WSCD1). The transcript has 8 exons. Bases 246 to 1973 code for a protein of 575 amino acids. Lineage: Eukaryota; Metazoa; Chordata; Mammalia; Carnivora; Phocidae. Gene Ontology annotation, molecular function: sulfotransferase activity. The record is from RefSeq and is a predicted model, not a curated record.